AUGCUUAGAAAUAAUGAACAUAAAGACGAAGAUGAUGAUUUCAUGGACAUCUCUAAUUCAAUGGAUCCAGUAGCUGGUGAUAUUUCAGAUAGCGAUGCCGUUGUUACUAAUGAUCCAGCCAUUUCAUCAUCAUCAUCAUCAUCAUCAUCAUCGUUGACAUCAUCGUCUGAUGCUGAAUUAUAUGAUGAAGCUGAUUCAAAUUUAUUUUUAUUAUUUUUUAUCUUGGUGGUGAUCAUUCCUGCAGUCUAUCGAGAAAUCGAAUGGCAUCAGAAUUCCACUUGGCCACGUUGGUUACGCGAAGGACUUGAUUUAUUUAAUACGAAUCCAUCUCGAGCGUACGAUGUUUAUUUAUAUCAGCGAUUGGAUCCUGAUUCGAAACCUCCUUUCAACUGGCCCUAUUGUCGAAAUGUUCAUGAAGAAGCUGGCUUGUAUUUAAAGUUCAUUUUUGAUUUUUAUCAUGAUUUACCCGAUCGAAUGUUAUUUAUUCAUGCUAAACCCGAACGACAUUCGCUUUCUCCGAUCGAAGCAGCUCAAUGCAUUCGUGAUGAUGUUUUUUAUACUAGUGUCAAUAACGUCUGGUUUGGCAAUCGACCUUGGAUUGCUGGAUCUCCCGAUCCCACUGAUAAUCUCACAUUGAUGUAUAAAUGUGCACGACAUCUCCUAGGUUUAUUUGGUUUUGAUGGCGAAGCUCAAUUGAAUCCAGACAAUCACGUCCCAAAAGAUCAGAGUAUUUAUUCGACGAUGUGUUGUGCCCAGUUCUAUGUGAGAAAAGAACGUAUUCGUCAUUAUACCUAUCAACAAUGGUCAGCGAUCUAUAAUGCAAGUCUUCAGCCAUAUUGUACAACUAUGCUUGACCGAGAAAUUCCCGGAACGUUCGGAGUGAGAUCGUUUGGAAGUGCAAUGGAAUUUUUGUGGCAUAUUAUUCUCGGACUGGAAUCGGCAAAUAUGCCCCCGCCAAAAAAGAAAACUAAUACUGAUCUAUGUCAUCUAUUUCGGUCAGGAUGCUUUGGAUCACUAUGUAAUGCAGUCGUCAGUGGAUUUCUAAAGUAA
Molecule: messenger RNA, 1050 nt
Organism: Adineta steineri
Lineage: Eukaryota; Metazoa; Rotifera; Eurotatoria; Adinetida; Adinetidae
Source: the annotation of a GenBank genome assembly